GGGCCGCGACUAGGAGGCACUCGGGAGGCAGGGAGGGCAUGCGAACGACGGUGGAGCGCACAGUUCGGUAGUCGCCAUUGCGAGUCUCCCUCGUGUCUCGCGCAUCGCGACCGAAUUCUCUGAUAUACGCGUGGAGCCCGGACUCUAUUUUUCCGCUUAACCUAAUACAAUACAUCCCCCCGUCGUGGGCCCCCAUGCGCGAUACCCCGAUGCAGAGAUAUUGCAGCGAGCUCACCGAAAAAUUGUUGAAAUCCCUUGACAAGGAAUACAAUGUCGUCGAUAUGCGAGCCGUUGUCGAUGUCAUUUCGGCACUGGAAAAGACGCCAGUCACCAAGGAGGUGUUGGAGAUUACGAGACUUGGAAAACACAUCAACGAGCUUCGUCGAAAGACGAGUAAUGAAGCCCUGGCCAAGCGUGCGAAGGAUCUGGUACGCCGCUGGCGAGACAUGGUUUUACCGACGGUACACUCGACGCCGCAGCCUACCCUGGGCGACGCGGCACCACCGGCCCUCAAUGGCGCGAAGGAGGCGGCCUUGAGGAUUUUCAAGCCACAGAGCCCCGCGCUGCGUGGACUCAAGCCUCACAGUCCUCUGUUGAAAGACGUCACUCCUCUCAGAGUACUCAGUCCGGCGCUAUCCGUGCACAGUGACCAUUCGCGAUCUCCCAACGCGUCUUCGAAUAAUAAGCAGUCAAUUACCCUGAGCAGCAAUCACAGGAUAAGUUCCUGCUCGAGAAACGCGUCCCCGGUGCUCGGUAGCUCGAAUCAGAAUCACGUGACGGAAGCGGUGCCGCGUACACACAGUUCGAACAAGCGGCUGCGGAAAGAGGAGAGCGGCAAGGACCAAUGUCAAUACUAUCAAUCGCCGCACGGAGCUGAGUCGACGAUAGAAGAGGUGAAGAAGCAGCGGUUCAACGGCGAGAACAUAAGUGGUAAUUUAAAUUCGCAAGUGCCUAGCCCCACGCUGAAGGAACGAAUCUCCGAUUGUUUCACGGAGACCAGCCUCGCGACCACGAACGAGGAGUCGGGCCCGAAGAAGCGCGGCCGCAAGAAGGGCAGCAAGUCCGCGAAGCGACAAUCGUUUCUCGAGGACAGCGUGAAGGAGAAGCUGGCCAGUAUCUCGAGGAACCCGAAGCUGAAGACCACGCAGGAGCUGCUGGCCGACCUGCAGGCGCGCGGAAUCAAUUGCAGUCCCGUCGGCAGCGCCAAUGCCCUACCUAGUCAAAGCGUCGCGGAACCGCCCAGCAUGGACGACGUUCUGCGGGGCAGCAACAACGAGCGGGUGUCCAAGUAUCUGCGCUGCUCGAGCCAGAACCACUCCCAGGGCCUGCACAAGAGUGCGGGCUCCUCGGAGUUGGCGUCCGCUGGCAAAGCGCAGAGGGCGGCUCGAUUGAGAUCCGCGGAGAAUUGUCGCGAACCCUCGCCCGAGUCGUGUCAGGACAGGCUGCGCGACAACGAUAGGCUAUCAGGUACCACCGAGACGUCGAGCUGUCGAUCGCCGUUGCAGCGGGACCUCACGGUCGAGGAGAUACUGGCCAAGUUACCGCCCUUGGAUCCCAGCUCGAUAGACUGGGGCGAGAACGAGGAAACGAGGAACGACGUCCAAUGUUUUCCGCCGCCGCGGCAAGGUACCGCUGAGGAUCUCGAGAGGUUGCACGCGCAGUAUAUGGAGGGACUUAACGGCAACUUUCAACCGAGACCGUCGGCGGCGGCGACCGCGUGUGCCGACGAGCGCCCCAACGCCAGGGACGGAGGAAACGGAGUGCCGUCAGGCUUGUCGAACGUGGACAGUGUAAAAAGUGUGCGCAACAACCAAACUGACGAUGCGGAGUUUCGGGAGUGGCACCAGAUGUUAGCGAGGCCCAGUUACCAGGGCGAAAUCCUCAACAUAAUGCCUUAUGUUAUUAUCGAUUAGUGAUUUUAUCAUCUUAUUCUAUUAUUAUCCUCUGCCCCUC
Molecule: messenger RNA, 1953 nt
Organism: Vollenhovia emeryi
Lineage: Eukaryota; Metazoa; Arthropoda; Insecta; Hymenoptera; Formicidae
Gene: MED26
Product: mediator of RNA polymerase II transcription subunit 26
Exons: 4
Coding region: 195-1913 (572 amino acids)
Biological process (GO): regulation of transcription by RNA polymerase II; positive regulation of gene expression
Cellular component (GO): mediator complex; nucleus; core mediator complex
Molecular function (GO): transcription coregulator activity
Source: RefSeq, a predicted model, not a curated record